Molecule: messenger RNA, 1749 nt
Organism: Musa acuminata AAA Group (dessert banana)
Lineage: Eukaryota; Viridiplantae; Streptophyta; Magnoliopsida; Zingiberales; Musaceae
Product: heavy metal-associated isoprenylated plant protein 32
Exons: 3
Coding region: 384-1499 (371 amino acids)
Molecular function (GO): metal ion binding
Source: RefSeq, a predicted model, not a curated record
UUUGUCCAAGGAAGCAGGAAUUUGAGUUCAGCAACUCACGCACCGCCGAGCUUUGCUGCUGAAAUCAUGGCAGCAGGCGCAGCCAGCUCUGUAGAGAGAGAAUGAGUUUACCUGCUAGCAAAGGAUGCGGAGGACAAAUGAGAUAGGAAAGUGGAAAAGAAUUAGUAAAAGUAAAAGUAGGCGAGAAAAAGAAAAAGGAGAAAAGAAAGCGGCAAGAUUUUAGGCCUUAUUGCCUCGGGUUUGGAAGACACCGACUUCACUCUAGCUGUGCAGAAUACAGAGUACAAGCCUGUCUUCUCCUGGCUUCACUUGUCUGAGAAGGACUUGGAAGAGAUCUACCUGCUCGCCUUAGAGGAAUUGGUGUGGUGGUCGCCCUGUAAAGGAUGAGCAAAGAAGACGACAGCAAGUUCCUGAAACUACAGACAUGCGUUGUGAAAGUGAACAUAUGCUGUGAUGGAUGCCAGAAGAAAGUGAAGAAAGUGCUUCAUAAGAUUGAUGGGGUAUACACUACCACCAUAGAUGUGGAGAACAGGAAGGUGACUGUCACAGGGAAUGUGGAUCCUGCCAUCCUCAUCAGAAAACUCCGCAAGGCUGGCAAACAUGCAGAGCUGUGGUCCGUCAAGGGUGGAAACCCGCAGAAUGUCGCCAACCAGCUGCAAAAGCUCCAGCUUCAGCAUGUCAAACAACAGCAGACCCAAAAGGGCGGCGGUGUUAGUAGUAAAGUAGGAGGAGGAGAAGGAGGAGGAGGAGGCAAGCAUCAGAAGGGCCAGCAGCCACAGCUGCAACAGUUUCCGCAGCAGGCAAAAGGGUACAAAGAUCUGAAGUUUCCCAAUCUGAAGAACCUCAAGUUUCCUUUCAAGAAGAACACCAAAGAAGUCAAAUUUAACCUUCACCCCGAGGAUGAGAGGGACGACGGGAGCGACUCCGACGACGAGGAUGAUGAAUUCGACGAGGACUUGGAUGACAUGGAUGGGAUUCAUGAGACCGUCCGUCGUGAUCCCAAGAUGACCAAGCUCAUGAAUUUCCAAUCUAAUGUUAAGGGUUUGGCCAAAGAAAAGAAAGGUCCUGCUACUGCUGGUAGCAAGGGAGGAGGAGGAGGUCAGCUGCACAACAAGGUUGUGGGUGGCAACAAUAGUGGGGGAGGUAAGAGAGGCGGUGGCAGUGGUGGCGGUCAUGCUAAUCAUAGCAAUCCAUUCCAUGGGGGCAACAGAAACGACGGUGUAGGAGGGGGCCUUCCGUUGAGCAACAUGCAAACGCCCAUGGGCCUCACGGGGACCUUUCCCGGCUACUUCCAGGGUGGGACGAUGCCGCCGCCGGAGAUGAUGGCCGGUGCGAACCCCUACCAGCAGCUGCACCAGAGGAUGAUGAUGAAUGGUCCAGACCGCCCAGCACUGGGCUAUGGUUAUGGACGGCCGGCGUACAUGGCGCCACCGCAUCCCCACGGCGAACCCUACACCAUGUUCAGUGAUGAGAACCCCAAUGGUUGCUCGAUAGUGUGACGGAAGGAAGGAGACGACGCCAACUUGGUUCUGCGUAUCUUGCUCUGUUCCUCCAUGGUGUUUUGUGUGACAGCGUGUCGAUCCUUCUUCUUCUUCUUUAUUUGCUUGAGCUUGGGGAAUAGUUUACAGGUCUAUAGAUGAGGUUAGAAGUGCAGCUUUAGUAAUAUAUCUCUUUGUCUUAUGGUUGGUUGUCUUAGAGGAUGCAGAACAAUACAUAAUAUUAAGUGCUUAUGGUUUGGUUGGAGUGCAA